Prunus dulcis (almond) is the source of this 6644-nucleotide messenger RNA. Its product is annotated as autophagy-related protein 2. Gene Ontology annotation, biological process: autophagy of mitochondrion; autophagosome assembly; piecemeal microautophagy of the nucleus. The coding region runs from base 320 to 6271 and encodes 1983 amino acids. Gene Ontology annotation, molecular function: phosphatidylinositol-3-phosphate binding. The transcript has 15 exons. Gene Ontology annotation, cellular component: phagophore assembly site; extrinsic component of membrane. Lineage: Eukaryota; Viridiplantae; Streptophyta; Magnoliopsida; Rosales; Rosaceae. The record is from RefSeq and is a predicted model, not a curated record.
AACCACCGGGAGACGUCGAAAAUAAAAAUAAAAAAUAAAAAAAAGAGAAAAAAGAGUCUUCGCCGUCAUCGUCGUUUCGUUCUAAUCCCACCCAACUUCUCUUUCUGUUUUCUUUUCACGGCCUUAUGAUCAAAUCAGAAGCUCGAAACCAAUCUUUAUAGCGCUUCUGAAUCUGUGAGGGCUCGACCUCCAGCUACCAACCUCAAUUCGAAACGCACCGUUUCGGCCUCCUGAAUUCCCCAAACCCUAAAUUCCACCAAAUUCCACUCAAUUUCACCGAAUUCCGAAUUUGUCGGCAUCGUUGUUGCCUUCGGCGGCCAUGUUUCCGUGGAACAUCGCGAAGUCGGCUGAGGCGAUGUUCUCGCGGUGGGCCGUGAAGAGAGUCUGCAAGUUCUUGUUGAAGAAGAAGUUGGGGCAGUUCAUACUGGGAGAUAUUGAUGCCGACCAGCUCGAUGUCCAGCUCUCCGAGGGCACUAUUCAGCUCAGCGACCUUGCGCUUAACGUUGAUUUUCUUAAUCAGAAGUUUGGCGCAGCAGCAUCAGUGAUAAUAAAAGAAGGAUCUAUUGGGUCCCUAUUAGUUAGAAUGCCUUGGAAGGGCAAAGGAUGUGAGGUUGAAGUGGAUGAACUUGAGCUUGUGCUAAUUCCCUGUGCAGAGAACAAUUCACAAGGUAGUGCUGAAAGUUGUAACCUUGAUAAGGAUGGUAACCCAGUGAAGCUAGAUGGUGACAUGGGGGAAAAUACCGCAAAAUCUUCUUCCAGGGAUGUGCAUGAAGGUGUUAAAACAAUUGCAAAGAUGGUAAAGUGGUUUCUAACGAGCUUCCAUGUAACGAUAAAAAGGUUGAUUGUUGCAUUUGAUCCUUGUAUAGAAAUGGAUGGAAAGACAUCGGGGUGUCGCUCAACCUUGGUGCUUCGAAUUUCAGAAACAGAAUGCGGAACAUGUGUUUCUGAAGAUGAUACUCAAAAUGCUGAUGCAAGAAUUGAGAACUUUCUCGGGAUUAGUCAACUGACAAACUUUGUCAAGUUUCAAGGAGCAGCACUUGAAUUGCUCCAAAUGGAUGAUGUUGAUAAUCAAACAUGCAUUCCAUGUGAGACAGAAAGCACAUUCGCUGAAUUUUUGUCAGGGUGCCGUCCACCAGGUGCUACCACUCCGAUAUUGAUUGGGAAAAGAGGUGGAUUUUCAGGGAAUUUAAAAUUAAGUAUACCUUGGAAGAAUGGGUCUUUAGACAUUCGUAAAGUGGACGCGGAUGUUUCUAUUGAACCUGUAGAAUUAAGAUUUCAACCUAGCACAAUUAAAUGGCUUUUGCUUGCUUGGGAAAAAUGUAAAAAUCUGGAAAAGGACGGGAGUAGUCAUAAGGCAGCAGAUUCUGUUUUCCUUGAUUCAGCAUCUCACUGCAUUUCACCAAGGUCCGUUUGUUCUGCAGCAGAUAAGGCAAUGCCAAUUUGUGGUAGUUUUCCCACAGAAUCCUCUUCUUUGAUACUGCAAGAAUCAAUGACCGAAGGUCUUCUACCUGGGUCACAUCUUAUAUCAGAUUGGGUACCCUUUUUACUCCAUAAAAAUAAAGCAGAUGCUAUUGAAGAACUUGAUUUUGGUGCAAGUGUGGACCAGUUUUUUGAAUGUUUUGAUGGAAUUAGAAGUUCCCAAUCAGCUUUAGGGAGCAGUGGGGCGUGGAACUGGACGUGUUCUGUUUUCACUGCUAUCACAGCUGCAUCCAGCCUUGCUUCUGGAUCUUUGCAUAUUCCCUCUGAACAGCAGCAUGUUGAAACGAAUCUUAAAGCAACUUUAGCUGGGAUUUCUGUUGUGUUUUCAUUUCAAAAUGAAAACCAGACACAUUUUUGUGAUACUAAGGGCGCUCAUUCAGCUGUUCUAUACCUAGGAGCAGAAUGCCGAGACAUCCUUCUUGUUACGCAGGUAUGCCCCCAAGAAAUAAGGUUUCAAGGAACAAUGGAGUACAUUGAGGUUGCUAAUUACUCAAGUUACAAAGAUGAUACCUUUGAGUUUGGCUUUCAAGGGUGUAAUAACAAUAUUAACAGCCAGACUCUUUCGGUUCUACAUCUUCAAGCUGAUGUUCAAAAUGCUCUUCCUCUGUAUGUCUCAUCUUCUGAAGAUUUGGAUGAAUCAAAUGCUUUAACUGCUGAAGAUUUUCCGUUUGGGUAUGAGGAUGAUGUAGUCAGAACUAUAUUGCUUAAAACUUCAGGUGUUACUCACUGCCAAUUUACUGUGAGUUCUAGUUCAUCAAAUGGGAGUUUAUCUGGGACAACAUCAUUUUCACUGAAACUGCCACAUUUUGUUUUCUGGGUGGACUUCUCUUUGCUAAAUAUGCUAUUUGAACUGGUGAAGGAAUUGGAAAAGCCUGUCGAAAUGAAUAACAAACAGGCUGAGGUUCCUUCUGAGGCCUCCAAUAAGAACCAUGGUUCAUCUCAUGGGAAUCUUAGAAGAUCUUCUAGCUGUGUUACGACCUUGUCUUCAACAGAAAGCCUGCGAGGUGAUAUAUUGAUCCCUAGUGCGAGGAUAAUUCUGUGUUUUCGUGCUAAAGGGGGUGAAGAUGUUAGAGGCUUCUCUUCCUGGGAUCAGUUUAUUGCUCUUGAAUUUUCUUCACCAUCAACUUUUAACAAAGGUAUAAUCCAAGAGCAUGGUCCAACUUCAGAUGCAAGGUCAGAUAAAAGGUUUUCUUCAACAGCCACGCGUUCUUUACAUUUGAAUGUUGGCAAUCUUGAUGUUUUCCUCGUCAGUCCUGCAAGUAAGGAUAAUGCUGGAAUAAGAUCUGGGAACAUGCAGAGGCAAAAAUUUACCGCACAGAAUAUAAUGUCCGUGACUGACAGAACAGGCCGUCUUUCUGUCAUUAGUAUGCUUUGGCAGGAGGGUUAUGUGACUGGUCCUUGGAUAGCAAAGAAAGCCAAGAACUUAGCUACUUUUGAGGAAUCAAGGAGCAUUUCUAAAUUUGUCGGACAAGAUCAUGAGUUUGCCUCUGUAUCUACUGUGAAAGAUCUACAAGAUUUAAACUCCCAUACUCGACAGGAGAUUAUUUUGAGCUCCGCUUUUUCCCUGCAUGCUUGUCUACCUUCUGUUUCAAUAAGUCUAGGCAAUCCUCAAUAUAAGGGCUUGUAUAGUCUUUUAGAUCAGAUGAUAAAUGAGUUAAAUGUGGCUUGUGGUUCAGUCAAUGUUAAGGAAAAAUCUUCUGUGUCUCAGACAUCUAUCCUUGUGGGCUGUGAUUCUGUAGAAAUUUUGAUUAGCCUAGAUGCAAAGGAGAUUGUCAAGAGCUCAAUGCAGAGUGAACUUCCUGGGGCAUGGCAUCAGCUAAAACUGAAAGUUCAGAAACUAGAAAUGCUCUCUGUCUCAAAUAUUGGAGGUAUAACAGGUGCCAAUUUUUUCUGGCUGGCCCAUGGGGAAGGCAAAUUGUGGGGUUCUAUCACUGGUAUUCCUGAUCAGGAGUUUCUUCUGAUCGCAUGUAGCAACUCAACAAUGAAGCGUGGUGAUGGAGGGGGUUCUAAUGCGUUAUCCUCUAGGCUGGCUGGUUCUGAUAUUGUAUAUCUGUGGGAUCCCAAGAGUUUUCAGGGUUCUACAUCUAUAACCGUCCGAUGUGCCACAAUUGUUGCAGUAGGCGGUCGCUUGGAUUGGACUGAUGCAAUAUGCUCCUUUUUCGUUAUUCCUCCUCCUGAAAUUGAGCAAGCAGUGGACAUCGAAAAGGGCGACGUUAAUUCACCUCAUGGAUCGUCUUUUGUUCUUAACUUGGUUGAUGUUGGAUUAAGUUAUGAGCCCUACCUAAAGAAUGCAAUGGUCAGGACUGAAGCUUUAGAUUCGGAGCCUAUUUUUUCAUAUGUCAAAGAAGAUGAGGAACAGGUUUCUUGUCUUUUGGCUGCGUCUUCCUUGAAUCUUUCAAAUUCAACCACGGAAGAUUCAAUGGAAAGUGAAUACAGAAUUAGAGUGCAAGAUCUUGGGCUUCUUCUCCGUGUAAUGGCAAAGCCUGAGGAUGUUGGUGGCAUUUAUAGUGUAGAACAUCUUCACAAUUUUGGGUAUGUUAAAGUUGCCAGAGAGGCACUUGUUGAAGCAACGUUGAAAACUAAUUGUAAUAAUGGCCUUCUCUGGGAGGUAGAAUGUUCAAAAUCUCAUGUUUAUGUGGAAACAUGCUAUGACACCAUGUCUAGUCUGUUUCGUUUGGCUGCCCAACUUCAAAAGUUAUUUGCCCCUGACAUGGAGGAAUCAGUAGUGCAUUUGCAGACUAGAUGGAAUAAAGUACAGCAGGAGCAAGAGAGCAGAGGUUUCAAUGAUGAAGCAAGUAACUCUGGCAGCAAUUCUUUAUUGCCAACUUCUCAAGUGCACACUUUUGGUGCGGUUACAGAGAGUGAAACUCGGUCAGUUGGGUUAAUGGAUGAGAUAUGUGAUGAUGCAUUUCACUUAGAUAAGGAUCAGACCUGUCAAUAUGAUACUUCUGAGUCACAAAUUUGUAUUUCGUUUGAUCAAGACCUUGGAGAGGCACGUUACUCAAGUAUCAAAACUCCUGAAAUUUUCUCUCCUGGUCCAUCUUUUGAUGGGUCAGUGCCUGUAGCGGAAUUAGAAAAUAAUCAAACAUCAUUUCUACAAGAAGGUAAUGUUCUGGAGUUAAUAGAAGGGUAUUGUUUAUCUGAGUUACGACCUCUCUCGGAAUUGUCUGCCAACAGACAAUCACCGCAUGAGAUUCUGAAAUGCAAGACCAGGAAUGUCAUUAACGGAGAUGUUGGAGCAGAAAAUAAUGGAUGGUAUGGUACGUCCGUAAGAAUUCUAGAAAAUCACAUUUCUGAAGCGAGUGAAAGUAGUAUGAAGGAACCUGUUGAAGACAAGCUUCCUUCUAUAGAAGGUACAAAAUGCAACGAUUUUGGAAAGGCCAUUGGAUGUGUACUUCUUAAAAACAUUGAUGUUAGGUGGAGAAUGCUUUCUGGGUCUGAUUGGCACGAUUCUAGAGCAACUGAUCAGCAAUCAGUGGAUUGUAGUGGAAGGGACGCUACUGUUUGUUUAGAAUUUGCACUGUCUGGGAUGGAAUUUCAAUAUGAUGUUUUCCCUGCUGGUGGAAUAAGCGUAUCUAAGCUUUCUCUUUCAGUUCAAGAUUUUUAUCUAUAUGACCGGAGCAAAGAUGCUCCUUGGAAACUGGUACUUGGAUAUUAUCAUUCAAAGGAUCGUCCUCGGAAAUCAUCUUCAAAAGCAUUCAAGCUGGACUUAGAAUCUGUCAGACCGGAUCCUUUAACCCCUCUUGAAGAGUACCGGUUACGUGUCGCGCUCCUUCCCAUGCUAUUGCACCUUCAUCAGUGCCAACUUGAUUUUCUCAUCAGUUUUUUUGGGGCAAAGAGCUCUUCAAUCGACCAGUCUCCAGGGUGUCGUCAAGAUUCAGAUGGUUCAAAACUCUUGCCAGCCAAAAGUAAUAAUCUUGCAUGGCCUACCAUUGAAGAGGAGGCAUUUCUUCCCUACUUUCAGAAAUUUGAUAUAUGGCCUAUUCUUGUUCGGGUUGACUACAGUCCCAGCCGUGUUGAUCUGGCAGCAUUAAGAGGCGGGAAGUAUGUAGAACUUGUAAAUCUUGUCCCAUGGAAGGGGGUUGAGCUACAGCUUAAGCAUGUUCGUGCAGUUGGUAUUUAUGGUUGGGGUAGUGUAUGUGAGACAAUUGUAGGGGAGUGGCUAGAAGAUAUUUCUCAGAAUCAGAUUCACAAAAUAUUGCGAGGUCUUCCUACAAUUAGGUCAUUGGUAGCAGUUGGUGCUGGUGCUGCAAAGUUGGUUUCUUUGCCCAUUGAGAGUUAUAGGAAGGACAAAAGAGUACUUAAGGGAAUGCAAAGAGGUACAAUUGCAUUUCUUAGAAGUAUUUCUCUUGAAGCUGUUGGACUUGGAGUACAUUUGGCCGCUGGGGCUCAUGACAUUUUACUCCAAGCAGAAUAUUUACUUACAGGAAUUCCUUCUUCUGCACCAUGGUCAGUACCACAUAAAAUGAAAACCAAUGUCAGAUCUAAUCAGCCUAAAGAUGCUCAACAAGGAAUUCAUCAGGCAUAUGAAAGCCUCAGUGAUGGCCUGGGGAAAUCUGCCUCUGCUUUGGUCCGGAAUCCCCUAAAAAAAUACCAACGUGGGGCUGGUGCAGGAUCAGCUUUGGCAACUGCUGUUCGGGCAGUUCCUGCAGCUGCUAUAGCUCCGGCUUCGGCUUGUGCUAGUGCUGUACAUUGUGCUCUUCUUGGCUUCAGAAAUAGCCUUGAUCCUGAGCGCAAGAAAGAGUCCAUGGAGAAAUAUCUGGGUCCCCCUCAGCCAUGGGAACAAAACUGAUGGUGAUUAAACUAUAACUGAAAAUUUGAACUCUUGCAUGCCUGGGGAAAGGAGAUCAUUACUGGACCAUCUAUUCCUGUUAGAACUUAUGUAUCAUGUGUACAGUUACCGGGAUUGUCACCGGAUUCUUUCCAUCAGAAACAUCAGGUAGUUUUGUACGAAAAUGUAAAUGGAUAAAUAGCGCUCAAAGGUUGUACCAUACCCACAAACGUUGUAGAUUUAGCAUCCGACUGGCAUAGUUAGUUAGAUAGCCAUUGUUAUUCUUUCAAAAAGCCUCAUCAAGUGUAAGUUUGCAUUUGUUUGCUGUAAAUAUUUAUUCAAAACAUUAUUUCUCAAUCAGCGUCGGUACAUGCAACGUGCAUAAUAUUGCUUA